Messenger RNA from Canis lupus familiaris (dog), 2205 nucleotides. RefSeq names its product leucine rich repeat containing 74B (gene LRRC74B). The record is from RefSeq and is a predicted model, not a curated record. Lineage: Eukaryota; Metazoa; Chordata; Mammalia; Carnivora; Canidae. The transcript has 9 exons. Gene Ontology annotation, molecular function: protein binding. The coding region runs from base 95 to 1285 and encodes 396 amino acids.
UUGGUCGAAUCCGUCGAAGGGUCCGCCCACAUCCCCGGGCGGUGCUCCAGGCGCCGCGCCCCACAGCGCUGGCCUCCGUGCCGACCACCGAGAAAUGAGCGCAAGCGCGGGGGGUCCCUGCCAGAGGUCUGGGGAGAGGGGAGAGCAGUUGGAGGAGGAGGCAGCGGCCGCUGGGCGUCUAGCAGGGGCCCCGGAGGCCGAGGAGUGUCCGGACGUUGAUUCAGACUCCGACCGGGAGAUGGAAGGCAUCCAGGGGCCUGGAGAACUGCUCAAGGACACCCUCUACCUAAGGUCCUGCCAAGCCCAUAGUGUUGUGCCUGCCUCCCGCUUUCUGCACCUAGGGAGCACCCCAGAGCUGAACCUGCGGCACCGUGGCCUGGGGCCUCAGGGUGCCCAGGCUUUGGCUUCAGCAUUGACCUCCAAUCCCUAUGUCAAGCGACUGGACCUUCGAGACAAUGGGCUCUGUGGGGCUGGUGUGGAGGCCCUGGCAGGUGCCCUGAGCAAAAGCAGCAGUAUCUGUGAUGUGGACCUGUCGGACAACCAGAUGGGAGUGGUGGGAGCUCAAGCAGUCUGUGCUGCCCUCAUGGUGAAUCCAACCAUGCAGAAGGUACAGCUGGCAGGGAAUGGCCUGGAGGAGCAUGCAGCCCAGUACCUUGCUGAACUCCUGCUGGCCCACACAGGCCUGAAAUCGCUGGACCUAAGCUAUAACCAGCUGAAUGACCAAGCAGGGGAGAUGCUCGGGCCGGCCCUGGCAGAAAAUACAGGACUCACUGAGCUUAAUAUAAGCUGGAAUCACCUUCGAGGACCAGGAGCUGUGGCCUUUGCCAGGGGACUGGAGGCAAACAUCUUCCUCAGAGUCCUGGACAUCUCAUACAAUGGCUUUGGAGAUCCUGGAGCAUCCGCGGUGGGUGAGGCACUUAAGACCAACAAUGUGUUGGAGGAACUCAACAUGAGCAACAACCGCAUCUCUGCAGUGGGAGCCUUGAGCCUGGGCCUGGGCCUCCGGGUCAACCAGACACUGAGGAUUCUUGUUAUCUCCAGGAAUCCCAUACGAGGUGAAGGCUGCUUUGGAGUUCUGAAGUCCAUCCGGGAUAAUCCAAUGUCUGCCCUAGAACUUCUGGAUUUCUCUGAUAUCCAAGUGGACAGAGAGUUUGAUGACUUCACUAGCUCCGUGAAGGAAGUUCUUCCAGCACUCCAUGUAAAGACUGCUGCCCACGGACUGGAGUACAAAAAAGAGUUGCCACCAGUCUUCGCCCUGUCCCUAUCAGCAUCUGCCCCUAAGUGACUGUGGUAUGUGGCUUCCUCAUACAUACAUACAUUCCUCUCACAUUGGCCACUUCAACUUCAAUGCUGGGGGUCCUUGGCUUCACGAUACCUUAUUACCACUUGAGUCUGCAGUGAGCCCCCUAUCUUCACAAUGACUCAGACACCUGUAUUCUCCUUUCCAUCCAAUGGCCUCUGUCAGUGCAGAGACUGGGUCUUCCUUUGGUCACACCAAUUUGUGUAACAUGAACUUGUGCCAUGUGCUACACAUUGAGCUGGGUAUGGGGUCAAAGAUGUCCAAAGUCCCUGCCUUGGUGACCUCGGGAGACAAUGAAAGUACAAACUGAACUUGCCAGAAUGCAAACAGACGCAACUUUUUUGGAAGGCAAUUUGUCAUUAUACACCAAGAGCCUUAAAACUGCUUGUGCUCUUUGAUUCAAUGGUCUGAUUAAUCUGCUCUGCAGAAGUAGCCAGAGCUGCAUAAAAAGAUUGAUGCCCAAAGGUGUUCACUGAAAUACUAUUUAUAAUAUUUCAGUUGGAAAUGAUCUAAAUGCCCAGGAACAGGGAAUUGGCUAAGAUUUGGAAGUCUGCAAACAUUAAAAGCCAAGUGUUCAAAGAAUAUUUAACAAGUUAUGAAAAUGUACAUGGUUAAUGUUAAGUGAGAAAAUCAGGAUAAAAAAUCAUGUGGUUUGUCUGAUAGUUCCUUAAAAUACCUAAUAUGUAGUUUAUCAUAGGCCCAGCAAUUCCAAUCACAGAGAAAUGAAAACAUAUAUUUACACAAAAACUUGCACACAGAUGUCCACAGAGACUUUGUUCAUAAUAUCUACAAGGUAUAAAUGUCAUCAACUGAUGAAUGGAUAAAUAAAAUAUGGUAUACACAUACAAUGGAAUAUUAUUUGCCCACAAAAAGGAAUGAAAUUUAGGUUGAUAAAAAUGUUCUGG